Diceros bicornis minor is the source of this 4007-nucleotide messenger RNA. RefSeq names its product angel homolog 1 (gene ANGEL1). The record is from RefSeq and is a predicted model, not a curated record. NCBI's taxonomy places the organism in Eukaryota, Metazoa, Chordata, Mammalia, Perissodactyla, Rhinocerotidae. The transcript has 10 exons. The coding region runs from base 50 to 2065 and encodes 671 amino acids. Gene Ontology annotation, molecular function: 3'-5'-RNA exonuclease activity.
UGAGGCGAGGAUCCGAGGGGGGCGCGGGCUCAGGCGCGGGCGGGCGGCCAUGAUCGCGUCUUGCCUGUGUUACCUGCUGCUACCGGCCGCGCGCCUCUUCCGCGCCCUCUCAGAUGCUUUCUUCACAUGUCGAAAAAAUGCCCUGUUGGCGAAGAGCUCAUCCCCCCAGGUAGAGGGCGACUUUGCCAUGGCCCCUCGGGGCCACGACCAGGAGGAGUGUGAGGGCCUGCUGCAGCAGUGGCGAGAAGAAGGGUCGAGCCAGGUGCUCUCAACUGAGAACGAGGGUCCCCUUGUAGAUAAGGGACUAGCCCAGAGCAGUCUGGCGCUCCUAAUGGAUAACCCCGGAGAAGAGGAUGCUGCUUCAGAGGGCAAGUGGUCUAGCAGGCAGCUGAGUGACCUGCGGGCUGCGGAGAACCUGGAGGAGCCUCUCCCUGGGGUACUAGGAGAGGAGCCGCUGCCGGAGGUCGAGGGCCCAAUGUGGGCAGCUGUCCCCAUGCAGACCGACCCCCAGUAUGCAGACUGUGCUGUCCUCCCAAUGGGUCCCCUGACUGCAGAGCAGUGGGAAGAGGACCCCGCGGUGGUGGCCUGGAGCAUAGCACCCAAGCCUGUGCCCCAGGAAGAGGCUCUCAUGUGGCCCUUUGAGGGCCUGGGACAGUUGCAGCCUCCCCAGAUGGAAAUCCCAUAUCACGAAAUCUUGUGGCGAGAAUGGGAGGAUUUCUCCACUCAGCCAGAUGCUCAGGGCCUGGAGGCAGGGGAUGGCCCUCAGUUCCAGUUCACCCUAAUGUCCUAUAACAUCCUGGCCCAGGACCUGAUGCAGCAGAGCUCAGAGCUCUAUCUGCAUUGCCACCCGGAUAUCCUCAAUUGGAACUAUCGCUUUGCAAAUCUCAUGCAGGAAUUCCAGCACUGGGACCCCGACAUCCUGUGUCUCCAGGAAGUCCAGGAAGAUCAUUACUGGGAGCAGCUGGAGCCCUCUCUGCGAAUGAUGGGUUUUACCUGUUUCUACAAGAGGAGGACUGGGUGUAAGACAGAUGGCUGUGCUGUCUGCUACAAGCCCACAAGAUUCCGUCUGCUCUGCGCCAGCCCAGUGGAGUACUUCCGGCCUGGCUUGGAGCUCCUCAAUCGGGACAAUGUGGGCUUAGUGUUGCUGCUGCAGCCACUAGUCCCAGAAGGCCUGGGGCAAGUCUCGGUGGCCCCUCUAUGUGUGGCAAAUACCCACAUCCUGUACAACCCACGCCGGGGCGAUGUCAAGCUGGCCCAGAUAGCCAUUCUCUUGGCUGAAGUGGACAAGGUGGCCAGAUUGUCAGAUGGCAGCCACUGCCCCAUCAUCUUGUGCGGGGACCUGAAUUCCGUCCCUGAGUCACCUCUCUACAACUUCAUCAGGGAUGGAGAGCUCCAGUACCAUGGGAUGCCAGCCUGGAAGGUAUCUGGACAGGAGGACUUCUCCCAUCAGCUUUACCAGAGGAAGCUGCAGGCCCCACUAUGGCCUAGCUCUCUGGGCAUCACUGAUUGCUGUCAGUAUGUCACCUCCUGUCACCCCAAGAGAUCAGAGAGACGUAAGUAUGGCCGAGACUUCCUGCUACGUUUCCGCUUCUGCAGCAUCGCCUGUCAGCGACCAGUAGGGCUGGUUCUUAUGGAAGGAGUGACAGAUUCUAAGCCAGAGCGACCUGCUGGCUGGGCCGAGUCCGUCCUUGAGGAAGACAGCUCUGAGCCUGAGCCUGAGCCUGAGCCUGUCUUCCCCAGGACUGUAGGCACCAUCCAGCACUGCCUCCACCUGACCUCGGUAUAUGCUCAUUUCCUGCCCCAGCAUGGCCGCCCAGAGGUCACCACCAUGCCCUUGGGUCUUGGAACAACAGUGGAUUACAUCUUCUUCUCAGCUGAGUCCUGUGAGAAUGAGGAGAGAACUGAUCGCAGGCUCUAUCAAGAUGGAACUCUCAAGCUCCUGGGCCGUCUCUCCCUCCUCUCUGAAGAGAUUCUCUGGGCUGCCAAUGGCUUACCCAACCCCUUCUGCUCUUCAGACCACCUCUGCCUGCUGGCCAGCUUCGGAAUGGAAGUCACUGCCCCAUGAGGGGCUCCCAGGGGAAGAGAGCUUCUCUUCCAGAAGAGCUCCCUGGAUCAGAGACUGUGGAAAUACCCCAUGCUUCUGGAAACUUAGAGCCAAGAAACUUUCGUCCCCUCCCCUCCCCCUCCUUGUUCCCUUUUUCCCAUAGUUAGAUUUUCUCCAGGCCUAUCCAUGUUCUCUGCCUGUGGUCCCUUUUCCGCCCCAACCUCUUCCUAAUCCUGUGCCACAUAUGCAGUGGCCCUGGGAGAGGCAGAAGCGGGGGAGUCCCUCUUCCUUCCAUGUAUCCAGCACUCCCCCUCUAUUUUUAAUUACCAGGGUUGCGGGAGCUGCUGAUCUCUUGGUUAUUUGCUUUCAGGCCGUUUCUUGGUGGUACCUUCUGACCCGACCUCCCUGCUUUCACGAUUUCUGGGCCCAGCACUCUUGCCAGGCACACACACGUGAGACGUGUGUAGGGUGGGUGCUUGCUCUGGGAAAGGACUGCUCCGCGUGGGCAUGCCUGCUGCUGACCAGCCCAGUUUCCACACUGGGGCUGUUGGCCUAGGGGCAGGUCAAGAGCUGUGUGCUGCCAGGAAGCAGCAGGGCCAUGGGCCCUUGUCUCCUUUCAUCUUCUGUGUUUCAUUAGGCCUUCAUCGUGCCAACGAGGGCAUACUCAUCAUCUGGGCUGGGCUCUGGGAACAAACGGGCCCCACGGCCAGGGGCAGCAGAUUCAGGGAUGCUCUACCUGCCCCAGCGGCCUCUGCGCCUCCAAUCAGAGUUCCCGACAGCCUGGCAUGCUUCCUCUAGGGCUCAUGCCUUUCCCCAGGCUGCUCUGAGGGAGGCAAAAGUGUGGGAGUUAAUGGGUUGGGAUAGUGGUUUAAGGUUUAAAACUCUUUAAGGAUGAGGAGAAAGAACCUUCAGGAAACUCUCCUCUCAUUGGACUCUGCAGCGUGCAGAACUGGGGCGAGGGUGGGAGUCCCAGCAGGGAAAGAGCAGCAGGCUCUGCAGCUGCCUUGGCUGGGAGUCAAGGCCUCAGGCGCUUGUUCUCUUUCCUCUGCACACCUGAGAGCAGCCUUCUGUUCCUCUCCUCCCACCACGGUUUACUUUUUGCUGCCUCCCUCAUUUCUUUCCAUUUUCUCCCUAGAAAAUCCUGGUACUUAGCUCAGGCCAAACCUUCUCAGCAGAAAGGUGGCCUUGGGCAAAACUGGUACAAGAACCCGAGGUGGCAGUGCCUGAGGAUUUGCUCUGGUCAGCAAGGCCUCGGCCGCUUGUUGCCUCUGCUUUCCCUCUCCUAGCGCACGGGUACCCUGGCCCAUUCAGGGGGCUCCCGUGCCCACACGUGUCACCUGCAUGCCUUAAUCUGUCAUUGCUGGGGUGUGGCCUGGAGUGCCCCCGGGCCAGCUCCUCCUCAUGUCUCCUGUAACACGGAAUAGCCACUGGCCCUGCGGAUGUGACUUGCUGUUGCCCCGCUCGGCCUCCAGAGUGGGACUAAAGGAAGAGCUGAGAGGCUGGAGUUAGGGACAGUUAGCCAGAGGCUAAUGUCCUCUCCUGUUUUUUGAGCCAAAGACCCAGCUUGAAUGCUGCUGCUGCUUUCAUGGUUAUAAACUUUCCAUGCCUAGGCUCUGGGGAAUUUGUCUGUGUGUGUAUAUUUUUAAACAUUGUUUCUUGGGUACUGGGCGUGUGCCUGUCUGAGCCCCAGGCCUGUCUGUCCACACCCCACCGUUUGCUCUUUUUCUCCCUGGGCACCUCCUGAGAUGGUCUCAAGACUGCGCUAUUGAUUCCUAGGACUAUGGCCCACCACUGUUCCCUUCGGCCAUGAAAUGCAGUUUAAAAAUGGCUAAAGGUGGCAGAGGCCAGGAGCUUGAUAGGUGAUCUUUUCCUUGUUUUCUUGUUUCUGUUUUGCAAAUGAAAUGGGGGUUUUAAAUGGUCAUUUAAACUCUUUUCCAAAUAAAGGUUUACUUUUCCCCCCUAC